Messenger RNA from Drosophila yakuba, 1617 nucleotides. RefSeq names its product voltage-dependent anion-selective channel (gene porin). Bases 151 to 999 code for a protein of 282 amino acids. Gene Ontology annotation, molecular function: voltage-gated monoatomic anion channel activity. The transcript has 4 exons. Gene Ontology annotation, cellular component: mitochondrial outer membrane. NCBI's taxonomy places the organism in Eukaryota, Metazoa, Arthropoda, Insecta, Diptera, Drosophilidae. Gene Ontology annotation, biological process: monoatomic anion transmembrane transport. The record is from RefSeq and is a predicted model, not a curated record.
CUUGAUUCAGGCUAAAGCCAUUGGAAGAAUUUCUUCGGCUGGUAACACUAAGGCACAGAAUUACAAAAUUUUGUGGUGUACGUUUGUCGUGGUUGUCUCUGUUCCUCUGCGUUUCGCAUUACACUCUAACCAAACUUAAACUCAUCAAAAAUGGCUCCUCCAUCAUACAGCGAUUUGGGCAAACAGGCUCGCGACAUCUUCAGCAAAGGCUACAACUUUGGCCUGUGGAAGCUCGAUCUGAAGACCAAGACCUCGUCGGGCAUCGAGUUCAACACAGCCGGACACUCCAACCAGGAGUCUGGAAAGGUCUUCGGCUCCCUGGAGACCAAGUACAAGGUCAAGGACUACGGCCUGACCCUCACCGAGAAGUGGAACACAGACAACACGCUGUUCACCGAGGUUGCUGUCCAGGAUCAGCUCCUCGAGGGUCUGAAGCUGUCCCUGGAGGGCAACUUCGCUCCCCAGUCUGGAAACAAGAACGGCAAGUUCAAGGUUGCCUACGGCCAUGAGAACGUCAAGGCCGAUUCGGAUGUGAACAUUGAUCUGAAGGGCCCCUUGAUCAAUGCUUCUGCCGUGCUUGGCUACCAGGGAUGGUUGGCCGGCUACCAGACCGCAUUUGACACACAACAGUCCAAGCUGACCACCAACAACUUUGCCCUUGGCUACACCACCAAGGACUUUGUUCUGCACACAGCUGUCAACGAUGGCCAGGAGUUCAGCGGCUCGAUCUUCCAACGCACUUCGGACAAGCUGGAUGUGGGUGUGCAGCUGUCGUGGGCCAGCGGCACCAGCAACACCAAGUUCGCCAUCGGCGCCAAAUAUCAGCUGGAUGACGAUGCUAGCGUGCGCGCCAAGGUGAACAACGCCAGCCAGGUGGGUCUGGGCUACCAGCAGAAGCUGCGCGACGGAGUCACCCUGACCCUGUCCACGCUGGUCGAUGGCAAGAACUUCAACGCCGGCGGCCACAAGAUCGGUGUUGGUCUGGAGCUGGAGGCCUAAGUCCUUGGUUUUUCGCCAGUCGUGGAAUCCUUGAACGUUGUCUAACAUCCCCACACGCCCAACAACAAUAACAACAGCAGCCAGACAAGUGCAGUAACAACAAGAUCAAACAAAAUAAAAGAUACGAUAUUCUUCAAAAAAUAACAACACACAGUCAAAUAUAAAGAGAAUCUGCACAUCUUAACGAUUCGAUUGGAUCAGUUGUCAGCCGGCCAUCUCCACAUCCACAUCCGCCCACUCCCUGCCCCAGCCACCCGAAUCUGCAGGAGAGACACUGCCAACAAACGAUGCAGGGGGCUGGGUGGUUCAAUCGAUGGGUCGGUCAGUCCGUCGUCGUUGGAUGUAGCUUUGAUUAGUGCAUUGAAAAUUAGCGAAAUUGUUGUUGGAAAAAGUGCAGUAAAAUACAUUUACCUAUUAAAACAAAAAAAAAACAAAAUGGAAAAGGAAUAUUAUGGCUCAAAAGACAUUGCAUUUUUUUCAGUUCUCAAGGCUUUAGGGAUUGCCUUUAAAAUCUUGCGGCGAAACUAGGACACACAUAACACCAAACCACAUCCUUAUUAACAAUCUUAGCCUAUUCGUUGUGCAUUUACCUGAGAAAUAAAUCGAGAAGAAAUGAAA